AAAUAAAAUUUGUAUUUAUUUAAUUAUAUAUAUACAAUAUAUUCAAUAUGUUUAAUUUAUAGAAAAAGUACAUGGUAGUUAACAGAGUAGUGAGUACCUACUAGUAAUCCUAGUUAAAUUUAUAAAUGGUACCUACUAUUAUAAUUUAUACUACAAAAUGUAUUAAAAAUUAAAAUGCAAGUAAGGGUUUUGUACUUUUAUAUAUUUAUAUUAUUGGUGUCUGUUUAAUUCUGCAGAGGGUGAAUGUGUAGUUGGAAGGGGAAAACUGAAACAGAUGAAUUUUGUAAAUUGUUUAUUGGGGUGUCAAAAUACUAAAUACGGCCCUGAGUAUAUUAAUUAAUUAAUAAAUAAAUUAUAGUACUAUUAUAUACAACGUGUAACAGGUUUUAUAUAGGUAUGAAGUAAAAACAAAUUAUAUAUUUUAAUUGUACAUAAAAGUUUCCGUAAGCACAUAUUAUUUUAUUAUUUUUAUAAUAAUCUUUCCGUACGUCUACCUAAAUAGGUGAAAAAACUCGUUGAUGGCGUGCCAAUGUUUCGUGUACACUUCCCAAAAACGUUCUAUAGCCAAUGUAGGUAUAUCCUAAAUUAUUUUUGUUCAAUGGUCCGCGUUAGUAUAAAAACAAGUCGUAGUAUUAUAAAGUGCGACGUUAUUGCCACUUCAGCUUGCAGGUUCUGUCGCUUACUGCUAUACUUAUCACAAUCCCACAGACUCAACUCUCAAGAUGGACUUAAAGUUUAUAUUGUUAUUUAUUCAAACAGCUUCCAUCGCUAUGGCACACGUGAUUACAAUAAAAAACAACUGCCCGUUUACUGUUUGGCCCGGUAUACUAGGCAUCUUAGAGCACAGUCAUCUUGAAAAUGGCGGAUUUUUGUAGGGCUCUCAAAAAAUCCAUACAAUUAAUACGCCUCAAGAUUGGGCAGGCAGGAUUUGGGGCAGGACCAGAUGCAACAGCAAAGGAAAAUGCGAAACGGGCGAUUGCGGGAACAAGAUCCAGUGCAAUGGUACCGGGGCCGUGCCGCCAGUAUCCAUAGCAGAGAUGACGUUUACCGGGCCUGGCGGAUUGGACUACUACGACGUGUCGUUGGUGGACGGCUACAACCUGCCAAUCAGGAUAUUGCCGACCGCGCAGUUCACGAGCAGUAAAAACGGCAAAUACGACUGCACGCCGGCCGGUUGUGUGUCCAAUCUGAACAAAAGAUGUCCGUCCGAGCUGGUAGUCAGGACUUCCGGUGGUUCCAGUGUGGUGGCGUGCAAGAGCGCCUGUGCGAAGUUCAACACAGACACUUACUGCUGCCGAGGCUACCAUAAUACUUCAGUGACUUGCAACAGCAGCUCUUGGUUCAAAAACUAUCCUGCAUACUUCAAGGCAGCCUGUCCGGACGCUUACAGUUACGCUUACGACAAUACGAUCAGCACGUUUACGUGUCGCGGUAACCCGUCUACCAAUUAUGACGUCAUAUUUUGCCCUUAAGUCAUCGCAGCCUACUUAUUUUGUAAUCUUGUAACUAUAUGAGGUCAUGGUAGAUAUAUAAUGUAUACCAAUAUCAAAUAUAUAUAAAUUCAUAGGUUCAGAUACGUGCUUGAUAAUUUUGAAAGGGGGAAUAUGAAAAUUUGACUGUUACUCACAAUAAUCACAAGCCCUGCAAGUUAUAAUGAAAAAAUUUCAUUCUCGUAUUUACUUACUUAUAAUUGUGACUUCCGUCAUAGUUUUAUAUAAAAUAAUUACAAUUAUUAAACUAUAGUAUAGGUAAGUAACGAGUUGUGUCCUAUGGUUUAUAGUUUAUAUAUUAUAUACUUCUAGUUACCUAAAUCUAUCUAAUUUGGUUAACGUAUUUUAUUCUUCGAUCAACUAUCGAUAUACAAUAAUAAUAUUUUGGCAAUUUGUAAUUGUGCAUCGAAUAACGCCAGAGCUUGAUAGAAUAUAUAUUAUAUACAUAUUAUGUAUACAUAUUUAUGCAUAUUAAAAUUAAUAAAGUACCUAUUAAAUAAUAUAAUUCUACAUUCAAUGAUUAUUUUAAUUAUAUUAUUUUUUAGUAUACCUAUACAUAUUCUAUAGCAUAUUUUAUUAAUAUUACUGUUUGUAAUAUGUCUAUAAAACAUG
Aphis gossypii (cotton aphid) is the source of this 2102-nucleotide messenger RNA. RefSeq lists its product as uncharacterized. The record is from RefSeq and is a predicted model, not a curated record. NCBI's taxonomy places the organism in Eukaryota, Metazoa, Arthropoda, Insecta, Hemiptera, Aphididae. The transcript has 2 exons.